AUGGCGACAACAUGGGUAACGGUGGAAAAGGCAGAGCGCGAGCCAAAAUAGAAUUUGACUGGAGUGGACUCUUCUGCGUCUUUACACACGACAGCGACCGCCUGUCCUCUAAAGGUGGCAAAGCAAAACCCAAUACCAGCCAGCCAGCAAACCAGGCCGCCAAGCCCACAUCUAAGGGUCAGUAUUGUGCACAGAUCAGGUACAACGCUAAAGUGAUAAAGUUAGGAAAGAAUGUGCAGAAAUUUAUCUUUAUUGCAGAUCAUUUGUUUGAGUUAAGAAUUCAUGUGAUGGCAUUAUUGUCAGAAAAGUUUAAUUGA
Dovyalis caffra is the source of this 317-nucleotide messenger RNA. Lineage: Eukaryota; Viridiplantae; Streptophyta; Magnoliopsida; Malpighiales; Salicaceae. The record is from the annotation of a GenBank genome assembly.